Messenger RNA from Helobdella robusta, 2485 nucleotides. RefSeq lists its product as hypothetical. The record is from RefSeq and is a predicted model, not a curated record. The transcript has 4 exons. Bases 37 to 1578 code for a protein of 513 amino acids. NCBI's taxonomy places the organism in Eukaryota, Metazoa, Annelida, Clitellata, Rhynchobdellida, Glossiphoniidae. Gene Ontology annotation, molecular function: inositol phosphate phosphatase activity; acid phosphatase activity.
UCCGGUUUAUUAAAGUUCUUUAACGAUUGCGGCAAAAUGAUGAGUUUGAUUGCUUUUGCAAUUAUCGUUAUUGCGAUUAGUUUUAACGUCGUUUGUGUUGUAAGUGUGGAAAAUUAUCAUCUGGCCUCCAAAACUCCAUACAGAAUGUCUGUUGACCUGGAUUCAAAAGAAUACUUCCCUUCCCAGCAGAGAAUCAUUCCAGAUAUUUGCGUGAAAUCCUCCGUCAAGCAUGUUCUUGGGCAUUUCAGACAUGGAACUAGAUAUCCAAGUGCCAAGGAUCUUUUGAAGGCUUCAAAAAUUGUAGAAAAAGUUACAAAUCCACCCAUCAAAAUGCAGCUUGAAAGCGUCAUAACAGCUUUUAAAAAUCAUGAAGAAAAGGAGUUGUCAGAGAGUGGAAGGAAGGAGUUAGAAAGUAUCGGAGUGUUUUUUUUUAGCUAUUUCACUGACUUUUUUAGAAAUGUAAACGAAAAAGAUUUAAAUUUUGUUAUAACAAGUAAAUCAAGAACUAAAUCAAGCUAUCUUGGAUUCAUUGAUGGAUUUAACAAGGCACUUGGAAAGAAUCUUACAACCACACCAGUUGAAAAUGAUAUUUUGUUAAGGUUUUUUGACAGAUGUACAAAAUACAUUAAAGAAAUUGGAGACAACAAAACAAACACUGCAGUUGUUUCUACCUUCAUGCAAAAAAUGGAUAGAGAAUUGGUGGCAGCAUUUGCUACUUUAAUGCAACAACCUGAUUUUAUUUUAGAAGAAAGUGAAAUGCUCUCCUAUUUCAUAAUUGCUGCUACUGAACUAAGUGUACUUAACACAUCAUCUUGGUUGAAAUUCACAAAUGAAAGAGUUAGAAACAUUCUGGAAUAUGCCAGUGAUCUAAAAAAUUACUGGAGUAAAGGUCCUGCUCACAGCUUAAGUUAUGAGCAGAGUUGUGGGCUGCUGGUUGAUAUGUUUCAAAUGUUUGAAAAUGUUUUGAGUGGCAAAAACUCAUCAAAGGGCAGUUUUUAUUUCAGCCAUGCCGAGACAAUAAUCCCUCUGUUGAACAUCUUGGGUCUGUUCAAGGAGGACCCCCUCCUGACUGACAAGAACUUCGAUCAGAUGCAGAAUCGUUUGUUUCGUGCAACUCGCGUUUCACCAUUUGCUUCAAACGUUGCCUUUGUUUUGCAUCAGUGUGGCGAUGCCAACAGCAACAACCGUGAUAAUGUGUACCUGCAACUGUUCUUCAAGGAGCAUCCAAUCGCAUGGCCUCUCUGCAACAACAGCUUCUGCGAGUACAACGACCUACGACAGUACUACUCCAGAUACAUUGAUAACUGCAACUUCAAUAUGAUAUGCCAAGUAAAUGAUAGUGGGGUUUUUAAUGGGGAUGGUGGUGAUAUUAAUGAUGAGGAGGAUGAUGAUGACGUGGAUAAAAGUAGUAGUAGGGAUAGUGGGAUUAGAGAUGAAAGUGAUGAUUUUAUUGUUGAUUUAUAUGUUGAUGGAAAAAAUAAUGAUGACGAUGAUGGAGCUGAUAAUAGAGGUGAUGAAGUUUUUGUUGAUGAUGAUGAAGACGUCGAUACUGAUCAUUCAUUCCAUGAUGAUCUUUGAUGUAUUUUUUUUGAUCACAUACAAAUACAAUAGUAAAUUUCCUCAUUACUAUUAUUAGGUAAUCUCAUUUUAACAUUAUUUUGCUUUAUUAACCAUCAUCUUCAUGACACUUUUUUGUCAUCACGUCAUUAUUUGACUUUUACUCCUACUAUAUUUCUAUUCCUGUCUCAUACGUUUUGAUCAUUCUCAUAAAUGGCUAUAAAGUGCGGGCCUCCAGUCAUGUGUUUCUUCAUGUGAUGUUAAAUGUAUAUUUAUUUGUACUAUAUUUUUGUAUGUGUUCAUGUAGUACAUAAUUUUGUGUUUUUUGACUGUUUGAAGUUUAUAUAUCUAUGUAUUCUACUUGUAUUAUUAAUACGCAAAUUUUUUGUAGAUAUCACGUACUUGUUAUAAGACUAUUGAAUUAAAAAUAACAUAUAUUGUAUGUUAGUAAAGACACGACAAUAAUAAUUAUUUUUUUUAGAUUUUCAAUUAUUGACAACACAGCAAUACCAUUAUUAUUAUAUAAUAAAAAGUAAUCAUCUCUGUAGUUCUUGCUUGUCGGUUUAAUGCUAUUGAUUCCAACAUCUAACAUCUUGCAACAUCUGCUUCAAUAAAUCAUUUGAUCUUUUUAUUUCUAAUACUUCUUAGAUUGCAAUUUUAAAGUCUAAUAUAAAGUUGAACAGAUUGUCAAGUAGGUAUGCUAGUGGAGUAUGUCACACAUGCAAGCACAAUCAAAAACUUCUUUAUUUGUAUUUCAUAGAUGCUACCUAUAAUGAAGCGAUAAUAACUCAACUUAUAUAAUUUGUAAUAAUAUUUUUUGAUGAACUAAUCCACUAAGCAAUUAUAAGUUAAUGACCUCCAACUUACUAAUCCUCAAUUAAAUAAUUUUAAUGAUUUAUUAUUAACUUGUACAUUAAAUCAGUAAACC